GAGGAAGUGUCCAGUAACUUUCAUUUUCAAGCCUGUGCUCUUCUCGAGGCAUCAGGAAGGGACUACGGUUGUUACAUAUGGCUGAAGACACACGCAACAAAAACCCACUUAAGAUUUUGGAAUCUGUGGGCAAAGAACUCAUUACUGGCGUUUUGGAUGACUUGGUGGGAAAAGAUGUCCUGAAAUUGGAGGAAGAGGAGAAGAAAAAAAUUUAUGAUGCCAAGCUUGGAGACAAGGCGCGGGUCUUGGUGGACUCUAUGCGACAGAAACGCCAUGAGGCAGGUCAAAUCUUUGUUCAAACCUUCCUAAACAUAGAAAAAAAUUCCACCAGUAUAAAAGCUCCUGAGGAAAUCGUGACUGGACCAGAUGAGUCAGCAGAAACUACAGAUACCCUCAAGCUUUGCCCUCAUGAUGAAUUUCUUAAACUGUGUAAAGAAAGGGCUGAAGAGAUCUAUCCAAUAAAGGAGAUAAAGUCCCGCACUCGUCUGGCUCUCAUCAUAUGCAAUACAGAGUUUGAUCAUCUCCCUCUCAGGAAUGGGGCUGCCCAUGACAUCAUGGGAAUGAAGGGGCUGCUUGAGGGCCUUGGCUACAGUGUGGAUGUGGAAGAGAAACUCACAGCCAGGGAUAUGGAAUCAGUGCUGUGCAGAUUUGCUGCCCGUGAAGAGCACAAAUCUUCAGACAGCACAUUCUUGGUGUUCAUGUCUCAUGGCAUCCUGGAUGGAAUCUGUGGGACUAUGCAUAGUGAUGAAAAACCAGAUGUGCUACCUUAUGACACCAUCUUCCGGAUAUUCAACAACCGCAAUUGCCUCAGUCUAAAGGACAAACCUAAGGUCAUCAUUGUCCAGGCCUGUAGAGGUGCAAAUCGUGGGGAAUUGUGGGUCAGUGACUCUCCAGCAGCCUUGGCAGACAGCUCUUCACAGUCGCCUGAGAACCUGGAGGAGGAUGCCAUUUACAAGACUCAUGUGGAGAAGGACUUCAUUGCUUUCUGCUCCUCAACCCCACAUAAUGUGUCCUGGAGAGACAUCACAAAAGGUUCUCUCUUCAUUACUCAACUCAUCACAUGCUUCCAAAAAUAUUCUUGGCGCUGUCAUCUAGAGGAAGUAUUUAGGAAGGUACAAAAAUCAUUUGAAAAACCAAAUGUUAAAGCCCAGAUGCCCACCAUUGAACGACUCUCCAUGACAAGAUAUUUCUACCUCUUUCCUGGCAAUUGAAAAUAAAAAUUACAGGAAGUUCAGCUGUUUCAACUUCAAGAAGCACUUUUACCAGUACAGAACACAUGUUUAACCUUUUGUCUUUCAAUGAAAAUGAAAACAAAUGAACUGGGUUUUUUGGGGUCUUCUAAUAGAGAAUAGACUUUCAGUUAAAAUGGUGGAUGGAUGGAAAUGAAGUGGAAGAAGCAAACUGGGUUUUCUAGUUUUAUUGCAUAUAAUAUCUGCACUUCAUUGAGUGAAGGGAACUGGUCAUGACUUGCCCUCAGCAAUAGGGUGAAAGGAGAUGGUGCUCAUCUGGAGACAAGAGCUGUAAAUUGGUCAGCUCCUCCUUUAUACGCUCAUCAAACCCCAGGCCUAGGAUUGUGCAGAAGAAGUUUUCUAAUAUAUUAUUCAACCAACAUCAUAGCUUGAGUACAUUUUUUCUUCAGUAAGUUAUGAUUUUAGCAAAUUACACCUAUGCAUCUUUCUUCCUAUCUAUAAGUUAAUUUGCUUUCUUGUUGAUUAUUUUCUUUCCAGAUUUCUGCAUAUUUCCAAGCUUCAGGAAAAUUUUAUUAUUUAG
Messenger RNA from Eubalaena glacialis (North Atlantic right whale), 1770 nucleotides. Its product is annotated as caspase-13. The transcript has 9 exons. Lineage: Eukaryota; Metazoa; Chordata; Mammalia; Artiodactyla; Balaenidae. The record is from RefSeq and is a predicted model, not a curated record. Gene Ontology annotation, molecular function: caspase binding; cysteine-type endopeptidase activity. Gene Ontology annotation, biological process: regulation of apoptotic process; proteolysis. Gene Ontology annotation, cellular component: protein-containing complex. Bases 78 to 1211 code for a protein of 377 amino acids.